UACAUAAAAAUUAAUAUUGUCAUUUAACAAGUAGGCAAACAACUCUGGAAUGUUUUCGGCGCCUCUCAAAUGGCUCAUCCUGCAGAAUCCGAACACUGCUGCUCACUUCGAUAAUUGCACCUACGAAUGUUUAAUCGGGAAUUUCGGCAAUUUCGCAAUUUAUCCGGAUAGCGAAGUAAUAAUCCUUCGUACGUCAUCGAGUGGCAGCAUUGACAUAAUUUCUGUCUACCGUUCGAGCCCGGGACGUGAUGUAAUUGAGGAAAAUCGCGGCUUUUGGAGGAGUAAAGAUGGUAUAAGUAUACACGACACUUAUGUGUCAUCGCGAAGAAGAAGGAAUCUCCAUCAAACAUCCUUAAAAUCCAGCAUUGUGGUAACAAAUCCAAAUACAAUAAAUCAUUUGACCGAUUAUCACGAUAAGCAUGUGGAUACUAUCACAAAAUGCAAUUACGUAUGGCUUCAUCAUAUUACUGAUGCAAUGAAUGCAACGGUUACUUACAGUAUUGUGAAUAGCUGGGGAUAUCGCGAUAAGAACGGUUCCUGGAAUGGUAUGAUGGGCCUGUUGAGUCGCAAGGAAAUUGAUAUUGGCGGCACUUCGAUGUUUCUUGUCGGGGAUCGAUGGGAUGACGUUGUCUACAUUCCUCUAUCUACUCCGACAAGGGCAGCCUUCAUAUUCCGUCAGCCGCCGCUCUCCUUCGUCAGCAACAUCUUCACGCUGCCGUUUCACCGCUCCGUCUGGAUCGCGAUCGGCGUUUUGUUCGCAGUGAUUUUCGUCAUGCUGGCGAUAUCGAGCAAGUGGGAGUGGUCGGCGAGGAACGUGGACCAGGCGCUGUACCCGACGCCAACCCUCAGCGACAAUCUCAUGCUGGUCAUUAGCAUCGUGGCUCAGCAAGGUUUUGGGCGCAAUCUUAAUACCAUAACGUCGCGGAUCAUCCUAAUGAUGCUUUUGCUGGCGGUGCUGAAUCUUUAUGCCUCUUAUUCGGCCAACAUUGUUGCCCUUUUACAAUCGACUACGACUUCGAUACAAAACUUGAGGGACUUGAUGGAGAGCCCGAUUAAGUGCGGAGCUCAAGACAUUAUCUACAACCAUUAUUAUUUUCAGUUGGAGAAAGAUCCAGUUCGAAGGCGCAUUAUAGAUUAUAAAAUAGAGCCGAGAGGAGGCAAAUCACACUGGAUGUCCGCGGAAGAUGGCAUUAAGCUCGUACGCCAAGGCUUUUUUGCAUUCUUUAUGGAAACUGGUCCGGGCUACAAGAUAAUUCAAGAGACUUUCCAGGAAGAUGAGAAGUGCGGUUUUCGCGAGAUGUACUUUAUCGAGCACUUCGAUCCGACAUUCACGAUCGUCAAGCAAUCGCCGUACGGGGAAAUUAUACGAGUCAAUUCACUGAAGAUCGAGGAAUCGGGACUGAAAUCGAGAGAAAUGUUACGAUUUUAUACGAAACGUCCUAUUUGCAAUGGACUCCAAAAAUUUAUAAACGUUGGCCUCAGCGAUUGCUAUUUUGCAUUUCAUUUGGUUGGUUACGGUACUAUAGCCGCUGUCCUGUUGCUGUUUUUCGAAAUAUUAUGGAAGCGAAGGUAAG
Ceratosolen solmsi marchali is the source of this 1574-nucleotide messenger RNA. RefSeq lists its product as uncharacterized. The transcript has 7 exons. Gene Ontology annotation, cellular component: membrane. Gene Ontology annotation, biological process: monoatomic ion transport. NCBI's taxonomy places the organism in Eukaryota, Metazoa, Arthropoda, Insecta, Hymenoptera, Agaonidae. The coding region runs from base 50 to 1573 and encodes 507 amino acids. Gene Ontology annotation, molecular function: ligand-gated monoatomic ion channel activity; signaling receptor activity. The record is from RefSeq and is a predicted model, not a curated record.